Microplitis demolitor is the source of this 1518-nucleotide messenger RNA. Its product is annotated as lysosomal aspartic protease. Gene Ontology annotation, molecular function: aspartic-type endopeptidase activity. The transcript is spliced from 9 exons. Gene Ontology annotation, cellular component: lysosome. Bases 111 to 1274 code for a protein of 387 amino acids. The record is from RefSeq and is a predicted model, not a curated record. Lineage: Eukaryota; Metazoa; Arthropoda; Insecta; Hymenoptera; Braconidae. Gene Ontology annotation, biological process: cell death; proteolysis.
CUUCACAACAGUACUUGCGCUUCAGUCGUUAUAAUAUCCACGACUAAACGUUCAUUCUGUUCUUAAACAUUUUAUUACGUUCUACUGAAUAAUAAAAACUAUCUUACAUUAUGUGGCGUUUUUUGCCAUGGCUUGCCGUUAUUUUAACGUUUACAAAUGCGACAUUAGUGAGAAUCCCGGUGCAUAAAAUUCCAAGUGUACGACAUACUUUAAAGGAAGUUGGAACAGAUGUUCAUCAAAUACGUAUAAGAUACAGCAAUCAAUUUUACGAUGGAAGUCCAGAGCCGUUAUCAAAUUACAUGGAUGCUCAAUAUUAUGGAGAAAUAACAAUCGGUCAACCACCACAGAAAUUCAAUGUUGUGUUCGAUACUGGAUCAUCAAAUCUGUGGAUUCCAUCAAAGAAGUGUCAUUACACAAAUAUUGCUUGUUUGUUACAUAACAAAUAUGAUAGUAGAAAAUCACAAACUUACAAAGUAAAUGGCACCGAGUUUGCUAUCAGAUAUGGAUCAGGCAGCCUUUCUGGAUUUUUAUCAACGGAUGUUGUUACCUUGGCUGGAAUGGAUAUAAAAGAUCAAACAUUUGCUGAAGCAAUAAGUGAACCAGGACUCGCAUUCGUUGCUGCUAAAUUCGAUGGUAUAUUAGGUAUGGCUUAUGACCGAAUUGCUGUUGAUGGUGUUAAACCUCCUUUCUACAGUAUGUAUGACCAAGGAUUAAUAUCGAAAAAAAUCUUUAGUUUUUAUUUGAACAGAGAUCCACAAGCUCAAGUUGGAGGUGAAAUGAUUCUUGGUGGCUCUGAUCCUGAUCACUAUGAUGGUGAUUUUACAUAUGUAUCCGUUGAUCGUCAAGCUUACUGGCAAUUUAAAAUGGACAGAAUAAAAGUUGGGGAUCAAGUAGUUUGUGAAAAUGGUUGUGAAGCUAUUGCGGACACUGGUACUUCCUUAAUCGCUGGUCCAGUUAAAGAAAUUGAAGCAAUUAAUAAAGCACUUGGUACUCUUCCACUUCCCGGUGGUGAAGCUGUUAUUAACUGCAGUAUGAUUUCAUCAUUACCUAAAAUUGAUUUUGUUUUUGGCGGUCGAGCAUUUUCAUUAUCUGGUGAUGAUUACAUACUCAAGGUAACUUCAUUUGGUAAAACUAUCUGUCUCAGUGGAUUCAUGGGUAUUGAUAUUCCUCCGCCAAACGGUCCACUGUGGAUCCUUGGUGACGUUUUUAUUGGACGUUUUUACACUGAGUUUGAUAUGGAGAAUAAUCGUGUAGGGUUUGCCAUUGCUAAAUAAAAUAUCAAAGUUUCUAUAUUCUGAAAAUACUAUAGAAAAAAAAUUUUUUCAACCAUGGGUGUAUUUGUAAAAAUCAAUUCAAUUCAAUAUACCAAAUAAGAUUAAUUAAACUAUUUAUUUUCAUUUACUCUCCGUUACUUUUAUAUUGAUAAAAUUUCAUUUAUCUAUUGAUUAUGAUCAUAAAAAUAGCAAUUGAUUUCUGUACGUUCAGUUAUAAAUUUUUAAUAAAAAUUGAUCAAGUCAA